AUGGAAACUACCAUAACCACAGUGGGGCAAGAUGUUACUUUGAAUUGCAACUAUGAUGCUGGGUACUACGGCAGGCUUCCUGUAUGCUGGGGUCGAGGAGACAUCCCCAACAGAGGCUGUGCCAAUGAAGUUAUCAAGUCAGACGGGACGUCAGUGCUCCGAAGACUGUCAGAGCGUUACCUAUUAAGUGGUAACCUUGGUGAGGGUGAUGUGUCGCUGACCAUCAAGCAGGCUCAGGAGAGUGACUCAGGAACGUAUGGCUGCCGUGUGGAUAUACCGGGCUGGUUCAAUGAUCACAAACACCAGCUGACUCUGACGGUAGUGGCAGUGCGCCCUGAUCCUCUGAAGGUGGAAGCAGGAGAGGUGAAGGAAAGAACUGUCACUGUUCGCUGGACUCCUGUGUUUGAUGGCGGCAAGCCCAUUACACAUUACAGGAUUGAUCUAAAAAACAAACAGGCUGACUCUGGUGGAUCUGCGACCUGCCAAGAGCUACAACCUUCGCAUGUUUGCUACCAACAGUGUGGGUAUGAGCGAGGCCAGCAAUGUUCUGACAGUCACAACAAAGAAGCAGCACCAGAGGGUCCUCCGCUGGAUAUGAAGCUUGAGGCGCUCACUUCUCACAGCAUCAAAGUCACCUGGAAGCCUCCGAGGCUCGAUCUGAGAAAUGGAGUUCUUCGAAGUUACAGCAUUAGCUACAGAGAGUAUGACCCUGCUGGCAGACAGUUUAAAAGGUGGCAGCACUUAAGUGUGACAGCCACACGGGAACUGGAGAGCGUCAUCCUGAGCAACCUGAACCCUUCCACCAAAUACGGCGUGCUUGUACAGGCCAAAACAAAUGCAGGAAUUGGACCUGCCUCAACGGCACCUCUCUGCUCCACUCUUGAUAAGGUUCAACAAACUUCAACAGCGUCAACUAUUAUGACUACUUCCAUUGCCGCCACAGUGUGGAUAGAAGACACUACAAGUUUCACUUCAGGUCAUACAACUUCAACAGUUGAGACAACAGUUGAGACAACAGUUGAGACAACAGUUGAGACAACAGUUGCUGCUGCCACAGUCUGGGGAGACAGCACUACAACUAUCAUGUCAGUGCCCCCGGAUCCCCCAGUGGUUGAAUUAAAGGAGGUCAAAGACAAUGCAAUUUCUCUUUUAUGGACUCCUGGGUUUGAAGGUGACAGCCCCAUUACUGGAUAUUACCUGGAGUAUAAAGCAGUCAAUGCCUCGUGGGAUUACACAAAGACAGUUGUAGACUUCGGCCCCAACCAGACAGAGGCUACAAUCAUAGAGAUAAAUCCCUCAAAAUACAACAUCCGCAUGUUUGCCAAGAACAGUCUGGCCACCAGUAAAGCUAGCAACGUCCUUACCAUCACCACAGGAGAAACAGGUCAUCGUGGGGGUGUUCUCGUUACAACCUUAUUUCCUGGCACUCAAGCUCCUGUGAUCGCCGAGGAGAGUCCAAGUGGUCACCUAGCGGCCAUCGUGGUGCCGGUUGUGCUGGUGGUGUUGAUUGUUGCCAUAUUAACCACUUGGCAACUAAGACGAAUAAGGCACAAAAAGGGCAGCGUCAACUGUGGUGUUUGCAGUGGCUGGCCAGUGGAGUGCUACGUUACAGAGGAUCUGAGUCACUACAAGAGCU
Micropterus salmoides (largemouth bass) is the source of this 1636-nucleotide messenger RNA. Its product is annotated as Down syndrome cell adhesion molecule homolog. The record is from RefSeq and is a predicted model, not a curated record. The transcript is spliced from 14 exons. The annotation marks the transcript as partial. Gene Ontology annotation, molecular function: protein binding. NCBI's taxonomy places the organism in Eukaryota, Metazoa, Chordata, Actinopteri, Centrarchiformes, Centrarchidae.